Molecule: messenger RNA, 2056 nt
Organism: Dermacentor albipictus
Lineage: Eukaryota; Metazoa; Arthropoda; Arachnida; Ixodida; Ixodidae
Product: ipis-1-like
Molecular function (GO): serine-type endopeptidase inhibitor activity
Source: RefSeq, a predicted model, not a curated record
UUACAGAGAAGAAGGAGUAGUAGAAGUUUCAGCUACAGGCACGCGUAUUUCUAACUGUCUAUCCUGGCGACGCCUGGAGCUGACUCGGACGCGUUGUUGUCCUUCAAACGUCCACAGGACGGGGAGAGGGACAGUCAGCCUUCUUUCUCGGUGCCUUCAACCUCAAAGUCCCCUGAGACGUCCUCGCUUUCUUCCGGGGUGGCGGUUGCGAGACAUGUGUCCGAUCGCUCGAUUUCAUCCACUGCCCCGUCGCUGCACUGCGGCGAUGCGUCCACGACUACGAGCAGCGGAAGUUCCGAAUUCGACAAAAGCGACUACAGCACCGAGAGUGAAAUGUUGGACAUCGGUUCAUUCGACAUGGCUCCUGAGACGGCGGGACCGCUGUUGCAGUUUCCUAUCGACCUUUACAGGCAAAUGCGCCUCUCUGGGAACCAGGGCAACUUGGUCCUCUCUCCGUGGCUGGUCGCCUGCAUCCUCGUUAUGGUCCACCAGGGAGCGCGGGGAGACACUGCCAGUAAAAUCACGCGCCUCUUGCAUGCCUCCUACAGGACCUGGGCCAAGGGCGAGCUCCUGGAGCGGUUCGUGCGCUGGACCGGCGACCUGCGUCUGGGGCCUCGCCAAAGCAGUGGUGGCCUUCGCCUCACGCGUUACGCCUGUCUCUACCACGCUGAGUCCAUCGAGCUCACCGACGAAUACGCUGCGGGCAUGGGGAAGCUUGGCGUGCACUGUCACUGUAAAGAUUUUGCUUUUAGCGCUGAGCAGUGCCGUCGCUCCAUGGACGCCUUCGCGCGUGCGAUGACGUCAUACACGGUUGCCGCUCCCGGUCAAGCGCUCCGGCAAGAGGAUGUCAACAAACAAGCGCAGCUGGUUCUCGUAGGCCUUAUUCGGCAGGAAGUUCGUUGGUGGCGCCGCUUCGACCGGGCUUCGGAGGGAAUCUUCUACGAGGGACGAGACCGGACUUGCACCAUCGCUAUGAUGACGCAGACGGCUCCGUUCCCGGUAGGUGAUUCGUUGGAACUCGGAGUGAGCCUUGCGGAACUGCCCUUUGAGUCACCUCACCAAUCACUAGUCAUUCUCUUGCCAUACGAUGUGGAAGGACUUGCAAGCGUGGAAGAAAAAAUGAACGCGUCCAAGAUUCUGCAUUGCCUAGGCAUGCUCAAAGAACAGGGGGACACUGUACUGACUCUGCCGAAGUUCACCAUCAAGUGCGUCAUAGACUUGAAGCAACUGCUUUGUUCCAUGGGCGAAGGUGACGUGUUCUCAGAAGGAGCCGAUUUGUCGGGUCUGUGUAAAGCAUCGCACAAAGAUGUCGUCGUGUCAUCUGCGAAGCACUUUGUCUACUUUAAGGCUGGUUGUAGUGGACCGGUUCCUGAUCCUGAUGAACAAUCCACUACAGGCGAAUCAACAGCUGCUGUAUCUGACCAUCCACCACGCAAGUUCACUGUGGACCAUCCAUUCUUGUUCCUCGUUGUAGGCAGGGAUCCAGAUAUAAUAUUUUUGAUUGGUUCAGUGAAAGGAAUAUCCUCAAACAAAUGUGAUGUUUAUAACAUGAACUAGAUGUUACAUCUAUAGAUGAUAAACAAGUUUGCGAGCCAAUGACAGUUGCCUGACCUAAAAUGCCUGGCAUAGUUCUUCGUUGCACACACUGAAUCAAUCUGUCAUUUUGGCAAUAUUAAUAAAUUAAGUUGUUGUCCGACAUUUCCCACAAAUUUAAGCCGCAGUUGCGGAUGAUGAUAGCUGAAGUAAAGUUACGAUUGUGGUAACUGAUGGUACAAGUCAGUUAAUCGCGACAUCACUCGCUCACCUGCGCGCGCGUGUGUGUGCGUGUGUGCGCGUGUGCGUGUGUGUAGUCUCGUUCUCAUUCCUUCUUCCUCAGUCUCAUUCUCAUUGCUCAUUCCUCAGUCUCACUCUCAUUCCAAUCAUCUUGUAGCGGCGCGACCAUCGCCAACAAAGCAGGUGAAGAAGAUGCGCUCACAUGCAGGUAGCGCGAGUAUAUAUAGAACACGCUACCGCAUUCGGCCUGAGUGGCGGCGGUGUCGGCCGCUCCCGAGAUCCA